AUGCAUUACGCAUAUCCUCCACGGAAGAGCUCGAAUCCCGCGCCCUAUCUGCCGCGCAAGUCUAGGGGCGGCUUGCCUCCUGCCAUCAGACGCAUCCGACCCAAGACGAUCGCCCUCAUCGGCCUCGCGUUCCUCGCCUUCAUAUACCUCAUUGCCGGCCGGGGAAGCAGUAGGAAGUCGAUAUCGGUGGCGCAACAUGUCCCGUCAGGCAAUCCGCCCGCAGUGCUUGUGACGGUGUUCGACAGUGGGAAGUUUGGAGCGCCGUAUGUCGAGAUCGUCAAGGAGAAUAGGAAGGCCUACGCUGAGAAGCAUGGCUACGAGACUUUCUUACCGCACGUUGGCGACUUCGACCUCAAUGGCGCACCAAUGACCUGGACAAAGGUCGUCGCCCUGCGCGCGGCGCUGACCAAAUAUCCUGAUGCCAAGUACUUCUGGUUUCUGGAGCAGGACGCGCUGAUCAUGAACCCUGAGAUAUCGGUGGAAAACGAGCUGAUGAAGCCAAGUAACAUCGAGAACAUCAUGAUCCGCGAUCACCCUGUUGUGCCUCCCGACAGCAUCAUUAAGACGUUCUCGCAUCUUAAGGGCCAGGACGUGGACUUGGUGAUCACUCAGGACAAAGAAGGCCUGUCGACAUCGAGCUUCAUUGUCAGGAAUACAGAGUGGGCGCGGUUCUUCUUCGAGACGUGGUUUGAUCCCAUCUACAGGAGCUAUAACUUCCAGAAGGCGGAGACACACGCAUUGGAACAUAUCGUUCAAUGGCACCCCACAAUCUUGUCGAAGCUGGCCCUCGUGCCACAGCGGACGAUCAACUCCUACAGCUACCACGCUAAGGGCGAGCAGUACAAGGAGGGCGAUAACAUCGUGCGGUUUGCGACGUGUGCUAGAAACACACCUGCAACCUGCGAGAACGAGCAGGAGCCCUACACUGCCACCUGGCGGGCGCUCUUCAAGAGCUCAUGA
Phaeoacremonium minimum UCRPA7 is the source of this 960-nucleotide messenger RNA. Its product is annotated as putative glycosyltransferase family 34 protein. Gene Ontology annotation, biological process: protein N-linked glycosylation. Gene Ontology annotation, molecular function: alpha-1,6-mannosyltransferase activity. Bases 1 to 960 code for a protein of 319 amino acids. Gene Ontology annotation, cellular component: mannan polymerase complex; Golgi membrane. The transcript is spliced from 3 exons. The record is from RefSeq and is a predicted model, not a curated record. Lineage: Eukaryota; Fungi; Ascomycota; Sordariomycetes; Togniniales; Togniniaceae.